Dracunculus medinensis (Guinea worm) is the source of this 213-nucleotide messenger RNA. The record is from the annotation of a GenBank genome assembly. NCBI's taxonomy places the organism in Eukaryota, Metazoa, Nematoda, Chromadorea, Rhabditida, Dracunculidae.
CCUGGGUUAUAUCAUAGAGGGUUGAUGCCUGUUCCUUCAACAACACCCAGAAGAUACGAAAUGUCUCCCGUACUUGAGGAAUAUAUUGAUGCUGGUGCUACGCUUCCAGCACGUAGAGCUCCUCAAGCCAAAGUUGCUGCUCAACAGCCACCAGCAUCUGGCGAUGGUACUAAUAUAGCUGCUGUACGUCAGAACACACCAACUGAAGUUUGA